Messenger RNA from Chenopodium quinoa (quinoa), 1700 nucleotides. Its product is annotated as cytidine deaminase 1-like. NCBI's taxonomy places the organism in Eukaryota, Viridiplantae, Streptophyta, Magnoliopsida, Caryophyllales, Amaranthaceae. Gene Ontology annotation, molecular function: cytidine deaminase activity; zinc ion binding. Gene Ontology annotation, cellular component: cytosol. The transcript has a single exon. Bases 460 to 1461 code for a protein of 333 amino acids. The record is from RefSeq and is a predicted model, not a curated record.
GUCUUUCAAUAAAAAAAUCAUAAAAAUAUUAAGUUUGCCCUUCGUGAAAAUUGCACAAAAAUUAUUAUCACCUUUUAGAUUUGUCGGCCAGUCCGACCUAUCUUGAAAAAAAUGAGGGUUUGAGCGAAAAUCGGGCUAUUUGACAAUCCACUAUUAUGAGACCAAACCUCAACCCAAUUUGAAAAACCCUCCUCAACCUAAUUUUAUCGGUUUUCAACCUCGACUUUUCAGCCUAAGAUCUACCCUACACAAACACUUUUUUUUUGUUUUUCAAAAACCCGAUCCAUGAUCACCUCUACUUUAGUACUUUACUCACACGCAAAACAAAAAAUAAAGAAAAUAAAAAAAUAAAAUCUCCACUAUAAAUAGCCCACAUUGUACUCAUAAUCUUCUACCCCUCCCCCAAAGGCCCCAAUUUCAUCGGAACACAUACACUCUAUUCCCCCAAUCUCUCUUCAAAUGGAUGAUCUCAAAUUUGUGAUCGAAUCAUCCGAAGCACAAACACUAGCAAACAAACUCGGCUUAAAAUCCGUAGUCCACCUUUUACCAUUGAUAGCAAAAUCAGCUAAAAAGCUUGCUCGUCCACCAAUCUCCGGCUUCCCCGUCGCCGCCGUUGGCUUAGCUACGGACGGCCGUAUAUUCAUCGGCGUCAAUGUCGAAUUUCCAGGAUUACCCCUGCAUCAUUCAAUCCACGCUGAACAAUGUCUCAUCACAAAUCUCUCACUUCACCCUCAAACCCAUCUCAAAAACGUCGUCGUUUCGGCGUAUCCAUGUGGGCAUUGUCGUCAAUUUCUUCAAGAAAUUCGUGGUGCCCCAGAUAUUCAGAUCUUUGUUUUGGAUAAAAAUGAUGAUCAGGAAUCAGAAUCUGAACAAAUUAAUGGAUACCCAGAUGAAGAAUCGGAUUGGUUUAGGCCAUUAUCUUGUUUUUUGCCUAAUAGAUUUGGUCCACAUGAUCUGUUGGAUAAAACUGUUCCUCUAAUUUUGGAAACAAUUAAUAAUAAUUUGGUUCUCGAUGAUGGUAAAAUCGUUGAAAUGGGUAAUCUGUGUAAUGUAGUUUCGAGAUUUGAGGUGGGAGAAUUGGUUUCGGCUGCAUUCGAGGCUGCGAAUCGGUCUCAUGCACCUUACAGUGGUAGUCCAUCUGGGGUUGCUUUGGUUGAUGUGAAUGGAAAAUUUUACAAGGGGUGUUACAUGGAGUCUGCUGCUUUUAACCCGAGUAUCGGCCCUGUGCAAGCUGCCAUGAUCGCUUUCAUAACGGCUGUUGAUGGCGGGUUUGGGACUGGCGGAUGUGACGUAGGUGCUGAUUACGAGAGGAUUGUGGGUGCUGUUCUGGUCGAAGUUGAAGGUGCUGUUGUUAGGCAAGAAGAGACUGCAAGAUUGUUUUUAAAUGCUGUUAUUCCAAAGUGUGAAUUUCGUGUGUUACGUUGCCAAAAAUCAAGCUCUGCUAAGACGGCUAAAGAGUAAAGACAAUUGGUGAUGGUUCUUCGUUGCUAUUGACUUAUUGUUACGAUCUAAACAUCGGAAAUUUUUUCAUGUAAUCGAUUAUUUGUAAUAAUUCUGAUGAUCAUUAUUGUGUAAAGAAAAAAAAAACAAUAAUAAUGGUAACUUUGUUAUUGUCUCUAAAAUGGGUAAUGUAGUUUAACAUUUGAUAAUCUAAUUUUGCCCUUUGAUUAGGAGAAAAGGUUGAAAACUUUUAUGUGAAA